Messenger RNA from Frankliniella occidentalis (western flower thrips), 5349 nucleotides. RefSeq names its product hemicentin-1. The record is from RefSeq and is a predicted model, not a curated record. The coding region runs from base 666 to 5162 and encodes 1498 amino acids. Lineage: Eukaryota; Metazoa; Arthropoda; Insecta; Thysanoptera; Thripidae. The transcript has 24 exons.
CGACGCCGCGCCGCUCAGUUCCUCUCCGGAGGCGGUCGUUCGCAGACGGAGGGGCUUUGAGUUGCUGCCGCGCGCCCGACGCCCGGCAUCCCGGACGUGAUCGGCGAGACGAACGAACGACCAGCACGACGACGACGUCGUCGACGGCGUGGCACCGCGGCGGCGCUGCAGCAGGCCGCAGGCCGGGCCGGCCCCGGGGGAGGGAGGCGCUGUCCGCGAAUCUCGACGCCACGCCGCCACCACGCGUUGCGACGUUUAUUUUUACGUGGUGUGCCCGCUGGGAAGCGUGAACGCGUGACGUCACGCUAGUGUCUGCGUGCGCGCGCCCGUGAGUGAGUGUGUGUGUGUGUGUGCCGGUGGGCGACGAGGGCACGAAGAGGAGGACCGUAUCAUCUGCAGCGACCUCAUCACAUUGGAAUACUUUGUCGGAGUUGGCAUAUUAACGUGGAGUUACAGUGGUGGUGCAGUGGUGGUGUUGGUGCUGUGAAGUGUGUGCGAAAUCAGUGCAGUGCAUAUGAAAAAUAGUGUCAAAUGCAGCGGGUGCCGCGCUGACAUGUGAUGGCAGGUGGCGGUGCAGUCUGACAAGUGUGUGUGCGUGAGAGAGAGAGAGAGAGAGCGUGUGUGUGUGUGUGAGCACGACGGUGUUGACAGAAGAGCCGCCCAGGAUGUCGCCGCCGGCCCGGCCGUCGUGGCCGUGGAGCCGGCCGCGGUGCCCCCCGCCGGCAGGAGGAUGCCGUCGCGGUGGCGCGCUGCUGCUGCUGCUGACGCUGCUGGCGCUCGCCGUCUCUUCAGUGCAAGGCGUGCGGGACACAAUAUCAUGGCGGACGGACGCGGUUAGACAUCGCCGCGGGCUGCAGCAGCGAGACCUAUCGGGGCUGGUGGGCGAGACGGUGCAGCUGCCGUGCCACGUGGACACGGCGUCGUGCGGGACGGUGCACUCGGUCAAGUGGUACCGGGGCUCGUCCCGCAUCUACGUCUUCAGCGAGAUGGCUGUCGUGGACCACGCCGAGGGCGACUACGUUGAAAGGGCGGAGCUGCACUACACGCCCAACGCGACGCAGAUGCACCUGAACAUCAAGAACCUGGCGGUGGUGGACGAAGCGACGUACAAGUGCGAGAUCACGUACAACGAGGUGAAGGACGGCUGCGCCGUCGUGCAGUUCAUCAACCUCACCACCAUGAUUAAGCCCCAGUACGUGAAGGUGACUCGGGAGUCCACCGAGCUGCAGAACUCGACGCUGAUCGGCCCCUUCAGCGAGGGGGACGACCUGGCGCUGACCUGCGAGUCCGGCGGCGGCAAGCCCAUCCCCGCGGUCGCGUGGUACAACGGCUCGCAGAAGCUCAGCGGUGACUACACGACGGAGCCCGGAACCAACGGCGCGGGCACAGGCCGGAACUCCGUGCGGCUCACGCUGUCCCGGGGCGACCUGGGCGCCAAGUACGAGUGCAGGGCGACCAACGAUGCCCUGGAGAGUCCUAUGGUGGCCUCCGUCGAGGUGGACGUCAACGUGCGUCCGCUGGCGCUGGAGCUCACCGGCGUGGACCAGCAUGUGGUGCAGGGCUCGAGCGUGACGCUGCAGUGCGUGGUGUCCGGGGCGCGGCCCUCCGCCACGGUCACCUGGUACAACGGCACCGAACCGCUCGACCCGAACCGCGUCGAGAUCAAGGACAGCCAGGCGCUCCAGCCAAGGACGCGAGUUAUUGACAACUCCGACGGCACGCACGAUACCGUGAGCGAGCUGGUGUUCACCGCGACGCGCUACGAGAACGGCGAGUCACUGACAUGCGAGGGCACCAACGAGGUCCUGCAGCAGCACAGCGAGCCACCCAUGAGGAAGACCGUCGCGCUGGAGGUCAUGUGUAAGUACCCAGAGAAUGUUACAGCCAUGCGGCGCGACGGUGAGCCGAUCGUCCUGGAGCGCAAGGACCACUACGAGGGCAGCACCCCGGACCAGACGACGCUGCUCAUCAAGAACUCGACGCGCCACGACCACGGGCUGUACACGUGCGAGCUGGAGAACAGCGUCGGCAAGGGCAACUCCUCCAACGGCGUCUACGUCAACAUUCAGUUCCGUCCCGUAGUUCGGCUGGAGAUGGACCCUCCGACGCCUGUGAGUGAGCUGGCCAAGAUGAACAUCACCCUCAUCUGCAGGGUGGAAGCUGGCAACCCAGAGACCCUGCAGGCGGUGCGCUGGCUGCUGGACGGCGAGCUGCUCAAGGAGCUGCCCGACUGCAACUCGACGGCCAUGGGCGACUCGUUCUGCGACGUGGACCCGAGCAAGCUGCUGCUCGAGGCGGUGGAGCGCUCCUUCCACGGCAACUACUCGUGCGAGGGCGCCAACGAGGCGGGCUGGGGCCCCGUCUCGGAAGACACGCAGCUCAUCGUCUACUACCCGCCGGGCCCCGCCGAGCUGACGCACUCGCCGAAGCGCGUCGUCAAGAACAGCGAGGUGACGCUUAGCUGCGGCGUCCAGGACCUGGGCCGGCCGCCCACGACCGUCUUCCGCUGGUUCCGCAACUCGGUGCCCAUCAACAACGUGACGUCGGCCAACUGGACCAUCAACCCGGUCAACCUGCGCACCCGCUCCAACCUCACCUGCCUGGCGGUCAACGAGGGCGGCGAGGGCGAGAGCGCCACGGCCGAGAUCAACGUGCUGGCGCCGCCGGCUUUCAUCGAGCGCCUCAACCCGUACGAGGGCGCGCUCUUCAACGCCACGCACAUCAACAUCACCUGCCAGGUGGAGUGCCAGCCGCUGUGCGACGUCAACUGGCUCAAGAACGGCCAGGCGGUGGAGCACAUCCGGCACGACGGCGUGCCCAUGUACUCGGUGCGCAACGCGGUCGUGGACCCGGACUACAACCGCGGCGACUUCGAGUCGCAGCGCUCCACGCUCAUCUGGAACAUGGCGGCCUGGCCCGGCGGCCAGCUCGACCGCGUCCACGACAACGCCAACUACACGUGCCAGAGCUCGAGCAACGAGGUGGCCGCGGGCGUCAAGAGCCACACCAUCUUCGGCGUCGAGUACCCGCCCGAGAACAUCACCGUCUCCAAGCAGGUGGUGUCCGUGGUGGAGUCGCGCGUGCCCGAGAUGGUGCUGUGCUCGGCGCGCGCCUACCCGGAGGCCAUGUACGAGUGGCGGGCCGAGAACUCGACGGACGAGAGCGCCGUCAUCAAGCGGCACAAGCUGAUCCUCAACAAGUCGAUGCACCGGAAGGACAGCGGCAACUGGACGUGCACGGCGUUCAACCGCCACGGCUCGGUGUCCACCACCAUCCGCAUCGACGUGCAAUACAAGCCCGAGUGCACCAUCACGUCGGAGGAGGUGGACGGGCAGCUCGUGCUGACGUGCCUGGUGCGCGCCAACCCGGACCAGGUGUCGUUCACUUGGCGCAUCGAGAACUCCAACGAGACCGUCGAGGAGAACGUUGUGAGCCAGGGGCUGCGCAGUCGCCUCACCCUGGACACCCGCGCCGAGGACACGAGGACCUACUUGUGCUUCGCCACCAACUCGGUGGGGCCGUCCUUCCCCUGUGAGCGAGGCGUGCAGGCCCACUACAAGGAGAAAAGUAGUAAGUUAGCUUCAGGUAACUUGAGCUGGUGGAAGCGCCUGGAGAACGACAACCUCGUCAUCAUUAUCGCCGUGGUGAUCAGCACCAUCAUCAUGGUCCUCAUCAUCUGCAUCAUCAUCAUCCUGGUGUGCCGUCGCAAGCGGGCCGCGGAUAAAUAUAAUAACCCCGUGGAGCUGGAAGAGAGACAAAAUCCCGAGGGCGACGCCAGCGCCCCGCCACCCGACGGCGCCCCCUCGCCCGGCGCCGCCUCCCCCGCCGGGAGCCCCGCCAGCCCCGCCAGCCCCGCCAGCCCCGGCAGCGCCGCGGGCCGCCUGGGCCGCCAGGGCAAGUGGCCUCUGCGCCCGGGGGUCAUGGUGCACGUCAACGGCGCGCACAGCCUCAGCCUGUCGCGCCUGCCCGAGAACGAGGCCAACAACAACAAUAACAAUACCAACGUGGCCAACAACAACAACAACGCGGACUGCAGCAGCACCCCCGCGCUGGACCCCACCGGCCCGAAGAAGCAGAAGCGCAGAAAGCGCGCCGCCAGCCUGACGACGCUGCAGCCGCAGCCGCUGCAGCCGGCCGACGAGACCAACCAGCACUCCAGGGCCAACCGGAUCCGGCAGAUGUUCUCGAACUGCGACCAGAACGGCAGGAAUAGCUAUAGCUCCAAGAGGGGGGACACGCUGCCCGGGGUGUUCCACAGCAAGUCAGGAGUGGUCACGUUCAAGAGGCUAGACGAGUCGGCGAAUCCCGGUGGCUCUAGAAAGCGCAAGAAGCCGGGAGCAGGCCCCAACCCCUCCAUCGGCAUGGACAAAGCCAAGGACAGGAACAAUGCCGCCAACGACGCCUUGCUCCAGCCGGAUGCUGACGGCAAAGCUUUCUACGAAAACCUGCCCUUCCACGGCAUUCAGAACGCCCCCAAUAAGACCCUGCACCUCAGCCAGAGCCACCUGCAGCACCCGCUCUACCAGCUGUCCUCGGGCCCGGCCCUGGGGUCGCCGCUCGGCCUCGGCCACCACGGCCUUGGCGGCCACCAUGGCCUCCACGCCGGGCUGGGCGAGACGACGCUCGUGUCGCGGCAGAGCCACGGCCUGGGCUACGGCCACAGUGCCACGCUGCAGAGGCCGCCCUCGCGGCACAAGCAGCCGCAGGCCUCGGCCAACAACCACCACCAGCAGAGGCUGUCGUCGUGCGCCUCGCUGCCGCGGCGGCAGGGCCACGGCCAGGCCUCGGUGCCCGCCAUCGCGCGCGGCCUCGGCGGCCCCGCCUCGGCCAUACCCCCGUCCAUUCCCCCUCUCCCCUACUCACAGCCGCCCAGCUACGCCGGGCUUGUGGACACCAACAGUAGUGCCAUUUAUUCAGACAUUAUUGGGGCCAGAAGAGGCCUCUCGGGUGGUGGUGGUGGAGGAGGAGGAGGAGGAGGCGGCGGUGGGGGUGGGGUGGGUAGUUCGAGAAGAAACUAUGCCAACAGCCUCCACCACAACCACAAAGACAGAGAGAGGCAGGUCCCACCUUUAUAUAGUGAACAUAAUGACUUAGACUUGGACAUGGAUCUGGACCAUGCAGUGCUAAAGUUCCACGAUGUGGGUCAAGAGAUUGAUGUGUGAAAAAGACUUUUGUGUGAUCAUCGGGAUAGUAUUGCAGCCCUACCGACCCGAGUUCUCCGACUUGGACUACGCGGAUGUAGACUACCGCUCUUAUGGACCCAUCAACUACAAGGCUGCCUCCAUCCUGGCUGCCGAGCAAGAUCAGAAUCAGGGUACACAAAGUCCAACUGGUCUGCUCACUCCUGGU